This is a messenger RNA of Nerophis ophidion (straightnose pipefish), 2606 nucleotides long. RefSeq lists its product as uncharacterized. The record is from RefSeq and is a predicted model, not a curated record. The transcript has 11 exons. Bases 704 to 2320 code for a protein of 538 amino acids. Lineage: Eukaryota; Metazoa; Chordata; Actinopteri; Syngnathiformes; Syngnathidae.
UAUUUGCACAAAAAUAAACACUUGUAGCCACUAGUGCGCUGUCUUUGGCUAAUGAAAAAAUACGGACUUACUGUUCCAUGUGUCCCAUCAACCUCGACUGCAGGAUUAUUAUCAUCAGUCCGGUUGGUUGUGGCUGUCCUCUCCUGUGCCUCUGGUAAACGCUGGCCAGACGAUCCGACCUCCUCGGUUUCUUGAACUUGGAGAAGAUGGUGCGCGUGCGUUCGCUUUACGUGAUAGUAGAAGGAGUUAUACACCUGGUACUCACUCGAGCAGCCAUCAAUCCCACACACUACGCGAAAGUCCGGGCUGCGACUGUGCAUGGUAUUAAUGUGACUCAACAACUGUUUUAGAGUCAGCGCCACAAAUAUGUAACACAAGAAACAACGCCAAAUCAUGUUGGACAAAAAGAGGAUUCGAAAAGACGAUAGAAAGCUAAGGAUGCGCUGCUGCGGCAAUUCUGACGGCCGUAAUCCAGUCGUUGCUAUGGUAACUCCCGCCGGCACCACUUUGCAGCAGGUCAACCGAGGUCAACCAUGGAUUUACGGCUAUGUGCGUCACCUUACCUGCGCGCCAUUUACGCUGUAUCGACGUCCACUAAUUUGAACCGUUGGAACCAGAAACACUUAAUUGGAUGAGUGUCUCCUCAAAGAACUUGUGCGCAAGUUAAACUUAGCUAAGCGAACCAGCUAGCUUAACCAUUAGCAUGGAGGGACUGGAUGAUGUCACCGCAUCAGUUUUAAGAGCUGCAAACAUCAGCGAGGAAAUGCUGAGCACCUUGUCUCGAGAAGACUUGCGGGAUCUUUUUCCAGGCCCAGAGAACUUUUUUCGGAGAAAAGCAGUGUGGAGUUUGUGUCAUGAUGUGUCAGAGGAUCAAACUGUCCAAGAACACUCUGGAAAUUCCUCGAUUAAUGAUUCACCAAUGCAAAAAACAUUGACUCCUUUAAAAUCAAAGCCUGCAAAGUACACAACCCCUGAAAAAGUUGUGAAGUUAUCAUUCCCGGAAUAUGUGUUGCACACCGACACUGAACUUGAGCAAGUCCGAAAACAGUACUUCGAGUUGUCUAAAACGGGCUUAGAAAGCACCUGCCAUAUGUCAAAGGAACUCAGAUGCAGACUCAUCCGAAACACCAUGACCAGUAUGAUGGCAAUUCUGAGGGCAAGAGGGGAUGAAGGAUCAGACAGAUACCCAUCAAAACCAGAAAUUACAGCAAUGGCAAAAAUAAUAGUACAAUAUUACCCAAUGCUGCAGGAUAAAGGCCUGAAGAAUACAUGGGUCACUGUGUUUACACAGCUGUACAAACGACUGCAAAAUGUGAGAUCUCCCCAAAAACGCAAAAAAGAUGGGAGUCAUUCAAAGAGCUCUACAAAGAGGCGUCAUCUUGAACACCCAGAUGACACUGAUGAAAUUGAUUCAAACAACUCAACAGUGAUUCUGGAUCUCUCCACGGAGGGAGAGACAAACCCCCAAUUGCUGCUUGAAGAAGUGACCCGUCUUCCCUCCAGUCCUGAAUCUAACAAGCCUGCUGAUAGUGCCAGUCCAGAUGCGGCCAGUCAAGCAACCUUGGCCAAGCACUACAAGGCCCUACAGGCUUUGUUUAAAAGAAAAAAUCCAAACUACCAGGAUGUUUCUCAUCUUCUGGAUUUGGAAUUUGCAGCCAGAAGAUUAUUCAUUGACUCGGAUACCAUUCGUGAGGAGGACAUACCGGAAAAGAUUCUCGAAGCUUAUCCCUGUUUUAAGGACAUUGGACAUGUGAUGGACGAGCUUCGACGCAUUUUGGACAUGAGAAACUGCAACUUCAUCAGUGAAUUAAAGGAAAGAUGGCAUGACUUCUGCCAGAAGGUGCAGUUUUUUGGUGUGUCCAAAAACAUGCUGAAACCACCAAUGGGAAUAGACAAAGUGCAACAGGCUGUCGAAAUUCUGCGUGUGCUGCCAUCACUGUUCCCCUCCAUGUCUGGUCUGCCGAAGAAAGUCAGAGAUCUAAGUCAGGCUCUGGUGCAUGUCCUUGAGGAAAAAGAAGACCCCAAUUCCUACUUGAGGAAGCGCCCUCUCACAUGCCCGGUCCUGAUUGUUAGUUCGUCCAACUGCCUUCUAGCGGUAGGAAAUGUGCCGAUAACUACCUUUCCCAAGGACAAGGUCACCGAGGGUGCUUUAUACCUGAUGGCAUACUAUUACACCCUACAACUUACAUACCCAAAGUGUGUCAAAACUCUGAUAUCACUCAUACAAACAGAGGUCCUACUGGACAACAUUCAUGAGAGUGAUCUCACAUCAUCGUACAAAAAAAGCAUGGCUGAGUGGAAGGCUUUUAUUGGCCAGUAGGCUUGUGGUAUGCAAAAUAGCACCCACUUCUUCUCCGAGGCUGCUAUCCACAUACAAUGGUGGACAAGUUGGUCAUAUGUUAAGUUUGUGAGACCUUUUCAAUGUUAAGCACUUGGCAAAUGUUAUGGGCUGAGCAAGUGUUUGUGUGAUUUGUAUAUUUUAUUUGUUUUGAAAAUAUUUUUUGUGUUAUACUGUUGUGCAUACAGUGAGCCGUAAAGAGCUCCCCCCACAAAAAGCAUGCCAGUGCAAACAUUUAUUGACGAAUAAACGUUGAAUGCGAGACUAA